This is a messenger RNA of Misgurnus anguillicaudatus (oriental weatherfish), 1666 nucleotides long. It is a transcript of the gene napepld, whose product is annotated as N-acyl phosphatidylethanolamine phospholipase D. Lineage: Eukaryota; Metazoa; Chordata; Actinopteri; Cypriniformes; Cobitidae. Gene Ontology annotation, molecular function: zinc ion binding; N-acylphosphatidylethanolamine-specific phospholipase D activity. The record is from RefSeq and is a predicted model, not a curated record. Gene Ontology annotation, biological process: N-acylethanolamine metabolic process; N-acylphosphatidylethanolamine metabolic process. Gene Ontology annotation, cellular component: cytoplasm; membrane-bounded organelle.
UUCAGGAUUUAAACACACCAUUAAUGUACUAUUCAGUGUGUUUGUAUCUUUGAAUUAAGCGAUUUUAAAUUUAAAGCUGCACUAUAUAAUGAAUUUGAGUGCACGUCAGUUUUAGAAACCACGUGUUUAAGUUAUGCGGAAGAGCUUCUUGACAGAUUUUUUUUAACACGAGUAGGUGACAAUGCUCACACUGCGGUAUGCUCUCUGGACAAAAGCAGCUGUACGUACAGUUUCCAGACGUUCGCAGAGUUGUAUCUGCAUCUUACUGGUGACCAGCAGAGGGACACACAAGAAAAGGUGUUUAUGCAGUUCAGCUGCAGACAGGAAGCCCAUGGCAGAGGGACCUUUAAUCUGUGAGGAGAAGGAGCUGGAUGGAGGUCAAACUACAUCACCUGAGCCCGAAAAGAGCUGCUACAAUCAGAUAAAUGAUUCACUGGAUUACAGACAAGUGGGAGAUGUUACGCGUUCCCAACAAGAUUCCCGUGGGCGCUUUGUGAAUCCUUGGAAAACAUGGCAGUUUCCAUCCUACGGCACCAUCUGUCGCCUCUUCCUCAUGGAGAAGAAUAACAGUAAUGUUCCCAGUGCCAAAGAGGAACUGGACAGUGAACUACCUGUCCAUGAGCCAUAUUUUGUCCAGCACCCGGAUCAGUGCAUGCCGGCGAGCUCGUCUAUGCGAGUGACAUGGCUGGGUCAUGCCACUGUACUGGUGGAGAUGGACGGACUGGUGCUUUUGACCGAUCCCAUGUUCAGCCAGAGAGCCUCUCCAAUGCCAUUCAUGGGCCCGAAGCGUUACCGUGGCCCACCCUGCACUGUACAACAGCUUCCUCGACUAGAUGCCGUCGUGAUCAGCCACUCGCACUACGAUCACCUCGACGCAGAUUCGGUGGCAGCGCUCAAUGCUCGAUUUGGUUCUGAGCUGCGCUGGUUCGUCCCGCUCGGGUUGGCUGAAUGGAUGCAGAAAGCAGGCUGUGAGAACGUCAUCGAGCUGGACUGGUGGGCGGGCGAGCGGAUUCCCGGUCAUGAUGACGUUAGGGUUUUUUGCACACCUGCGCAGCACUGGUGCAAACGCUCAGCUUUGGAUGACAACAAAGCAUUGUGGGGAAGCUGGACUGUCGUGGGACCUCGUAAUCGUUUCUUCUUUGCUGGAGAUACAGGGUACUGCUCCUCAUUUCAGGAGAUAGGAAAACAUUUUGGACCGUUUGACCUGGCUGCCAUCCCGAUAGGAGCAUACCUGCCCAGAGGAAUCAUGAAAUCUCAGCAUGUGGACCCAGAAGAGGCUGUUAAGAUCCAUAUCGACAUUAAGGCGAGAAACUCAUUGGCCAUUCACUGGGGGACUUUUGCUUUAGCUUAUGAGUAUUAUCUUGAACCUCGCAGCCGUUUGCAUGAAGCUAUGGUGAAUCAUGAACUGAAUCCAGAUCUGUUCUUCACGCUUCAUCACGGAGAGUCACGCAUGAUCAACCAGGACACAGAGACUUCCAGCUAGAAAAAAAUCAAGGCAAUAUACAGACACAAAAAUCAGGACAUUACUUUUGUGAUUGUAGAUGGUCCAGCAGCUGGACUGUGGAUGGAAUAUAAUGUGAAUGUAUGAUUAGAAAAUGAUUAGAUUUAUACUUGGGUGUAUAUUAUGGUCUGGCUCUAAUAAAAAAAUAUACCACUACUAAAUUGA